AUGGGAAUGCUGGCCCAGGCGUAUCCAGACGAUGCCGAACGCGGGAGCGCUAUGGGAAUCGCUUUGGGAGGCUUGGCGUUAGGUGUGCUUGUGGGCCCACCCUACGGCGGAGUACUCUAUGAAUGGGCUGGAAAACCACUGCCUUUCAUUCUGUUGGCCUUAUUGACGUUAUUCGACGGAAGUCUCCAAUUCAUGGUCCUCCAACCCAAAAUCGAUCGUGGCGAGCCGGAGGGUAGCUCGAUGAAGCAGUUGGCCAAGGAUCCUUAUAUUAUCGUGGCUGCUGUA
This is a messenger RNA of Mesorhabditis spiculigera, 285 nucleotides long. Lineage: Eukaryota; Metazoa; Nematoda; Chromadorea; Rhabditida; Rhabditidae. The record is from the annotation of a GenBank genome assembly.